Emiliania huxleyi CCMP1516 is the source of this 856-nucleotide messenger RNA. RefSeq lists its product as hypothetical. Lineage: Eukaryota; Haptophyta; Isochrysidales; Noelaerhabdaceae. The record is from RefSeq and is a predicted model, not a curated record. The annotation marks the transcript as partial. The transcript has 6 exons.
AUGCAGGCCGUUCGCCGCGCUAUCGCUGUGGCGGACGAGAUAGCCGCCGACGCCAUUGGCAACCUCCAGGACAAGUACGGCGGCUCCAGCACCUCCACUGGAAUGCACGCUGGAGGAAAGGAGCAGUUCGGCGGACCUCCGCGGCUCGAGUCGGGCGCCUACUCGACCGGCCGGAUGCAGGGCUUCGGCAGCAACGGGGCGACCCACCGCCCCGAGCCGGCGGAGCCGGAGCGGGAGCGAGGCUACGCAGGCAGGCGCGACUACGGCGCGAGCCACGGCCGCGGCGACCCGUACCAGCGGCCGGACCCGCGCGCGAGGAGGGAGGAGGAGGAGUGGAGGCAGCGGCAGCGCGAGGAGGAGGAGCGGGCGCGCGUCGCCUCGAGCCGAGGCUACGCCGUCCCAGGCCCGACGAAGCCGCGCGAGGGGCAGGGCCGCGCCCGGCCGCCCGAGCCGUCCCAGUACGGAGGGUCGGGUCGCAUGCAGGGCUUUGGCUCUGGGGACGCACCUCGGCCGCCGCGCGAGCCGAAGAUCGAGUCGGGUCCGCCCUUUCUCCGCGGGAGGGGCUCGUACUCGUCGGGCCGCAUGCAGGGUUUCGGCUCGGACGGGAGGGCGCCCCGGCCGGACCCGGCUGGGCAGGUCGGCAGGACCGCCUACCCGAGCAGGCAUGGCCAGCCCGACCCCCCCCCCCCCCGCGGCCGGUCCUACGACCGCGACGAGGCGGCGGUGCGGGCGGCCAAUGAGCGAUUCGGCCGCAACAACAACAGCCGCAGCACCAGCAGCAGCAACGACGACUACUACGGGGGCGAGAACGCUGCUCGCAUGAUGAGCAAAAGCCGCGGCAGCCCCGGGGGCUACC